Mitosporidium daphniae is the source of this 573-nucleotide messenger RNA. RefSeq lists its product as uncharacterized. NCBI's taxonomy places the organism in Eukaryota, Fungi, Microsporidia. Gene Ontology annotation, biological process: cytoplasmic translation. The transcript has a single exon. Gene Ontology annotation, cellular component: cytosolic large ribosomal subunit; ribosome. Gene Ontology annotation, molecular function: structural constituent of ribosome; rRNA binding. Bases 1 to 573 code for a protein of 190 amino acids. The record is from RefSeq and is a predicted model, not a curated record.
AUGAAAUCUAUCAACACCAGUAUUAAUAUUAACAUCCCAUCUGGUGUAACUCUUACAACAAAGGCUCGUUUGGUAACGGUUACCGGUCCUCGUGGAACCCUUUCUAAAGACUUCAAGCAUGUUGAUAUUGAGAUGCAAAUCAUCAAUUCCUCCACUCUUCGCCUUCAAGUCUGGUUUGGUUUGAGAAAACACAAUGCAGUGAUUAGAACUGUUGCGACUCACAUUGAAAAUAUGAUUAAAGGUGUUACCAAGGGAUUCCAGUACAAGAUGAAAUCUGUUUAUGCUCACUUUCCCAUCAACAUUAACAUUGCUGGUCCUUCAAAGAAUCUCGUUGAGAUCCGCAACUUUUUGGGCGAAAAGGCUAUUCGCCGUAUUUCCAUGCUUGAGGGUGUCAGUGUUUCUCAAACCGGCAUAAAGGAUGAAAUUAUGCUCGUUGGAAACUCUAUUGAUAAUGUAUCCCAAUCGGCAGCAAACAUUCAACAGUCAACCAACGUUACGGACAAGGAUGUCCGUAAGUUUCUUGAUGGUAUUUAUGUUUCCGAACGUGGUGUCAUUAAAGCAAAGAACGAAUAA